AUUGCACCCCGGAUAAUCGAAAAGCGGCACGGAUAAACGAGCCUUUGUCGUCCUGUGUACCAAACGUCACCAGUUACGACAGUGGCGACCUCCUUUUCAUUUCCGCCAUCGACGGACACGUACUUGUGAAGCACGCGAAUACGCCGAAUAAAGCCCAAAACGCGUGAUUUUUUCUCACAAUUGUCCUGCAACAGCAUUAAAAUGGCCGGUACUCUGUACACUUACCCGGAAAACUUUCGUGCCUACAAAGUGCUGAUCGCGGCCCAAUACUCCGGCACGCCGGUGAAGGUUGCCGCCGACUUCGUGUUCGGCGAAACCAACUGCAGCGAGCCCUUCCUGCAGAAGUUCCCGAGCGGCAAGGUGCCGGCGUACGAGACUAAGGAUGGCAAGUACCUGACGGAGAGCAACGCGAUCGCCUACUACGUGGCCAAUGAGCAGCUGCGCGGUGCGAACGACUUCCACCGGGCCGAGGUGCAGUCCUUCCUCAGCUUCGCCGACAAUGUGCUGCUGCCUGCUGUCCAGGGCUGGACGUUCCCGAUGAUUGGCAUCGUGCCGUACAACAAGAACAACGUUGAGCGUGCGAAGGAGGAGCUGCGUCGCGGCCUGGCCGCCCUCAACAGCCGCCUGCUGAAGCAGACGUACCUGGUCGGCGAGCGGAUCACGCUGGCCGAUGUGGUCGUGUUUGCCACGCUGCUGCACGCGUACGAGUACGUGCUGGAUCCUGCCUUCCGCGCACCGUUCGGCGCCGUCAACCGGUGGUUCACCACGCUGAUGAACCAGCCGCAGGUGCAGGCGGUGGUCAAGGUGCCGGCGCUCUGCGCCAAGGUCGCACAGGCCGACCCGAAGAAGUACGCCGAAUUCCAGGCCAAGGUGAGCGGCGGAAGCGGCGGCGCUCCAGCAGAGAAGAAGAAGGAAAAGAAGGAGAAGAAGCCGGCGCCGGAGAAGCCGGAACCGGCCGAGCAGCCGGACGCAGCCGACGAGCUGCUGGCCGCCGAGCCGAAGCAGAACGAUCCGUUCGAAACGCUGCCGAAGGGCACGUUCAACUUCGACGACUUCAAGCGGUUCUACUCGAACGAGGAGGAGGCGAAAUCGAUCCCCUACUUCUGGACCAAGUUCGACCCGGCCAACUACUCGAUCUGGUACGGCGAGUACAAGUAUCCCGAGGAGCUGACGAAGGUGUUCAUGAGCUGCAACCUGAUCACCGGCAUGUUCCAGCGGCUGGACAAGAUGCGCAAGCAGAGCUUCGCCUCGGUGUGCCUGUUCGGUGAGGACAACAACAGCACGAUCUCGGGCGUGUGGGUCUGGCGCGGCCAGGACCUGGCGUUCAAGCUGUCGCCCGACUGGCAGGUAGACUACGAGGUGUACGACUGGAAGAAGCUGGACCCCGCCUCGGACGAGACGAAGAAGCUGGUUGAACAGUACUUCUCCUGGAGCGGCACCGACAAGAACGGGCGCAAGUUCAACCAGGGCAAGAUAUUCAAGUAAAUCGUCCUGAUUUUUGUUACUCUUAAAAAACACAACCACACACACAAAAACAACGGUCGUCUAUGUUCCAUCUGGCUGCCGCGCGUCUGGCUGUCAAAACAUUCACCCACAACUGCUGCAAUCAAUCGAAACAACAAAAAUGCGCAACAAUGGCUACGUGAAACAUCGAUUUGUUAUGAACUCCGCGGAAGGAUAAUGUGUCCGACCGCCUCUCUCUCUCUCUCUUUUUUAAAACAACUUACCACACACCACGGGCCUUCUGUUUGCAGCAGUGCAGCAUCCUCCAGCCAUCAAUCAAAUCCGCAACAGCAACAGAUACAACUUCAAAUUCAAGCUUGCUGCAAAGAGACAGAAUGUCGAUCGUUGGGGGGGAGGGGAGAAAGCGCGAUGGUGGUUCUCUUAUUAUUGCUGAGAGCACAAGUACGAGUGUGUAAUCGUUGAAUUGUUAGUUUUACGUGAGGAAUUAGUGUGAGUACGUACGCGAGGGAAGUAGCGAGCACACUUAUUGCGCCUGGUGUAGCUCGACUUCAUUUUGCCUGCAGGUUGUUCGUGUCCGGUUUGAAAUUCGUUCCCGCUCCCCGCCCCGUUUCGUUAGCGAUUGUCGUUUUGUCUCGGCCUCAUUGAAUUAAAAUAAAAGAAUUGCCACACCAGAAGAGAAGAAAUAAAAAAAAAACUGGCUUAAUAAUAA
Messenger RNA from Anopheles gambiae (African malaria mosquito), 2173 nucleotides. It is a transcript of the gene eEF1gamma, whose product is annotated as elongation factor 1-gamma. The transcript is spliced from 2 exons. The record is from RefSeq and is a predicted model, not a curated record. NCBI's taxonomy places the organism in Eukaryota, Metazoa, Arthropoda, Insecta, Diptera, Culicidae. The coding region runs from base 202 to 1485 and encodes 427 amino acids. Gene Ontology annotation, molecular function: translation elongation factor activity. Gene Ontology annotation, cellular component: cytoplasm; nucleus. Gene Ontology annotation, biological process: translational elongation.